Molecule: messenger RNA, 1371 nt
Organism: Sturnus vulgaris (Common starling)
Lineage: Eukaryota; Metazoa; Chordata; Aves; Passeriformes; Sturnidae
Gene: NAT1
Product: N-acetyltransferase 1
Molecular function (GO): arylamine N-acetyltransferase activity
Source: RefSeq, a predicted model, not a curated record
AGAAGGGCCAUUUGUGGAGCUCAGGGACACACAGCCUGCAACACCUUGGCACCUCAGUGUACCCAUCAGGGCACAGAUGAACACCCUCCACUGCAAAGUGCUGGUUUGCAAAAUAACAAUAUUUAAUUUUUAAAAGUUACAGCACCAUUUGCAACAGCCUACUGUAAUUAUUUUAGAUGAGAAAAAAACGAGUUCAUUCUGGUCUUAACUAGGGGAAGGCAUAAACAUCUACUAAUAGGGAAGAAACAAAGUUUAAUUUGCUCACGGAUCAGCGAAGUCCAAAAAUGUGAAUUCAUUGGGUGGACUCUGCCCUUUCUUGGAAUUUAAGAUUGAGGAGCGAGGACCAGCAGAGCUUAGAAAGACAACCCUCACAAUCUGUAGCCACUCCUGGCUUCACUGACUGCUGCCCCUGUAAUAAACCACCCAGAAACUGAAUACUGCAAUAAAUAAAAAGGGAUCUCAUAAGAGGUGAGAUGAACCUUGAAGAGUAUUUUGCAAGAACUGGCUAUAAAGGCUCCACUGAAAAACAAGAUUUGGAGACCUUAACCGAUAUAUUCCAGCACCACAUCCGUGCCGUUCCCUUCGAAAACCUCAGCAUCCACUGCGGGGAGAAAAUCACUUUGGAGUUGGAGCACGUUUACAACAAGAUAGUGCGGAGGAAGAGGGGUGGGUGGUGCAUGGAGAACAACCAGCUGCUGGGCUGGGUGCUGAAGGGGCUGGGCUAUGACACCAGCUUCCUGGGAGCCUACGUGUUCAACCCCCACCAGAACGCCUACGCCACCCUCAUGACCCACCUCGUGGUAAAGGUCGUCAUCGAUGGCAAAGCCUACGUCGUCGAUGGAGGUUUUGGGGUGUCCUACCAGAUGUGGCAGCCCAUGGAGCUUGUGUCAGGGAAGGACCAGCCCCAGGCUCCCGGCGUCUUCCGCUUCACGGAGAAAAACGGUGUCUGGUACCUGGAGAAAAUGAGACGGAAACAAUACAUCCCCAAUCAGAGCUUCUCCAACUCCGACCUGCUGGAGAAAAAAGAGUGUCGGAAAAUUUAUAUGUUCAGCCUUGAGCCACGGACAGUGGAAGAUUUCCGUUUCCAGUGCACAUACCUCCAGACCUCUCCAGAUUCCCUCUUCACAAAGAAGUCCAUCUGCACCCUCCAGACCACCAAUGGAUUCCGAGCGCUAAUUGGGUGGACGCUCACUGAGACCACGUACAACUACAAGGAAAACAUGGAUCUGGUGGAAUUUGUAACUCUUGAAGAUGAAGAGGUGGAAAAAACCCUCAAAGAGAAAUUCAACAUCACCCUAGAGAGAAAACUUGUCCCCAUUAAUGUUAAAGGAUCUUACACAAUCUAGAAGGCCAGGAAAACCUACAGUAAUG